CGUUCGAGCUAUUGAAAAUGCGCGCGAAGUAGCUAAAUCGGUCUCCGUUCGUUGCCGAGUAUCAUGGAGUACGUGACGUCAUUGGAAGAUAAGAGUUUCAUUAUCUCGGUUGCGCGUUGCGAGGGGAAUCGGCACGCGUAACAAUUUCCUACGAUACUUUCAGACUUCCACCGGCUGGCUACUUGCGGCCGACUCGUUGCCACGCGUGCAUCGAUCUUACCGAAUGUUGAAUGCCGAUAUCAACAGCGCCAUAUCUGUCUCUUAUUUGUCACGCAUUUCGUAUCCAUAGGCUGCGAGAUAGCCGGGAAUCUUCGACUGUUCAUCGUCGAUCGUAGUUAUCGUUGUUGUUCGUGUGACGAUCGUUCUUAGAAUAACAAUCUCGUCGAACCUAUCCAGAAGUGUUGUUUUCAGUUAUUGUAUCAGAAUCAGAAUUGUGGAAACUGAGUCAUCCAAAUCGGACUAUAUAGUGCAUCUGCCACGAUAUUCCCACAAUUAUCCGCUACACGUGCUUCGAUUCUACAAGAUUCGUACGUUAUUGGCGACGUACGAGGAAAAUUAUCGUGCAUGUAAGUUGUUCGAUAAGUAUAGAGGAAAGACGGCGGCCAUUAUCGUGGAUUAAAAACGUAGACAGCCAGUUUGAACUUUAAUUGCUCAGUUUGAUAAUAAUCGCUGUAAAAGCUGGUGACGAUAUUGUUUGGAGGAUGAAGUCCCACGAGGUUUGGGAGCGAAGCUUCGCCUUCAUCGAAAAGGAAUUGCUGCCGGAAAUGGUUCACGAUCGUUGCUUCUGCGAGCCGAAUUCCAGGGAAUUCGUCGAGUUCGACUCGGCAACGAUUCGUCUCGACGAGCUGAGUCGAAGCAGCGAGAUUUAUCGCGUGACGAUCGUGGUCAAGUUCUCCGGCGAGCCACGCAGCUUCCCGCUGUUGCUGAAACUGCUUCCCGAGGAAGAGGCAGAGCACAAGAGUCCGACAGCGUCUAACGCUUACCAAAACGAAGAAAUGUUUUACUCGAAGAUGACGCUCAAGUAUGGAACCGAUUUGGUUCCAAAGUGUUACCUGUCGGAUUUAGGUCGUUACGGAAGACCGGUGAUCGUUCUCGAGGAUUUGGAGGAAGCUGGUUACACGCAGGUGGACGGUGAAUUGGACGAGGAACACUUGAAAUUGUGCGUGCAAGUUCUGGCCAAGUUUCACGCCAGAGGCUUGAGAUUGAGAGCGACGGAACCGCAGGUCUUCAGGGAAUUCGAGGCGAAAUUGCUUGAAAUUUCUCUCACGGAAGAGACUAUGUCGCAUUACGAGAAGAGAUCGACUAGAAUGCUGGAUAUUCUGGAGACGAUGCCGAACUCUGGUUUCGUAGAGAGGAUAAAACACAGAUUAAACAAGAGACCAAUGGAAAUAGUGAAAGCCAUCGCGACAGGGGUGAACGACGUCUCUACAAUAUGCCACGGCCAUUUUUCACACGAUAAUCUACUGUUCAAAUACCAGAACGGGAAACCGAUCGACGCGAAGAUGAUCGACUGGCAAACAAUGAGAUAUUGUUCGCCGGCUGUCGAUCUCGGGCCCAUUCUACUGUAUAACGUGACACAUGAAAAUGGGCCGUCGGAGGUGCAGAAAAUUUUGACGCUGUACAUCGACACCGUGAGAUCUGAAUAUCCAGAGGUAGACAGUGAACGUUUGAGAGAAGACGUCGUCGACAAGUUCCUCUUUGCUUGCGUCGUACUGUCAAUUUUAGAUCACAUUACCGACGACGAACUUACUCGAGUUUUGUUAUUGCUAGAACAGUUGGACAAUUUCGAUUAAACGCCGAAAUAGUUUUCUUAAUCCACCAGCCACAGGUUUUGUAAAAAUCACCUUUCACUUGGUAUUAUUAGGCUGUUGAUAUUUAUGGAAAUGAAAGUAUUUUAGCAACAAUAAGGAGAUAGGUUUCAUAUUUUAAAGUUUAUUAUUACGAACGUCGGUAGAAAAUGAAACUACUCGCUCGAACUUGAUUUUUGCUCGCUCUUUGUUGGUUUAAUCAGGUUACUGAAAAGUGCAGCUGCCUUCUUGUUACGUUAUUCGAGCGUUGGGAACCAACGUUUCCCAUUGAAACGAGUGCCUUUCACUGAUUAAUCAUUAAAACAUCAGAAGACGUCAUUUUAGCCUAUUUUGUUAUGUACAUAAAUAUGUUAUCACGUGUUCUAACUAGGCCAUAUGCAAUAUUGCGUAAAAUUCUUACAUCAUCUAGGUUACUGGUUUUAUGAUGGCAACUAAAUAUACUUGUAGGAAAAUUUCCACGCGAUCUUAUAUAAAAAUGAAACUUUAGAUAUUUUCUUCGUGGUGCUGUUCGUUUAUAAUUUCUUCCGAUUCGAAAAUUCCUUGCAAUUAUCCGUAUGGAUCGUUUAAAAUGUACUAGAAGAGGAAGCAAUUUAGACGGACGAUGAGUUUUGCAACGAUAUUAAAUAGAAUUAACGGAAUUAUAGCAGGUAAAUAAGUGCGUUUAAAAAUGAUUCGAGAUAACAAACGAAGGUCCGAUAAAAUACCAAUUAUCUGAAAUUGAUUGAUACUUUCUGUGACGACUGCUAUUUAUUGGAUAUAAUGUUUCCUAUAUGGCCAAAGACUGUUAUACGGACGAAUAGAUCGAGUUUAGUAGAAGAAAUCGCUUGUGGCUGGAGGUUUAAUGUCUUUCUAUCUUUAGCGCGCCAUAUUUUCUUUUGCUUCCUUUUAAUAGAUCUUCUUUUUUGAUAAAAGACGUUUUGUAACAAACGAAUAUUUUAGUUACAAAUGCGGCUAAUAAAACCAAUUGUUCUUUUCAAUUCACUAUAUCGAUGAAUUUAAGAUUGUGCGGCUUGUUACCGAUAAUUUGCAAGGAAAGUGAUUGCAUACUUGCAAUUUUAGACUCAGAGAUAAUGACGAUAUUUCUAAUAUAGUAUCAGUAUGAAUUACGCAGAAAACAAUAUCUUUAAGACUCCUGAGUCAUUGGUCCGGAUAAUGAUAAUUCGUAGAUAGUGAUUGUUUUGAAUUUAUAAAAUCAUUAACUUCUGUCUUUGAUCUCAUAAUUUAUCAUAAUUUAAUACGCAUAAUCGCGGUAAAAUUCAAUUCACGGUGUGAGACUUUAUGGAUGUAUCAUUUACAUAUCGACUUUAUCGUUUCUCUGAUUGAGUCGUUCCUUUCGUUGUUUUCUUUUUCUUGUUUUUUUUUUUUUUGUAUUUUAUAAAGAUAAUAAAUCAGCCAUUGAUUUGAAAAGUAAGAUAUCUCCUUUGUUACCGAUUUUUACGAUAACCGUAGCAACGUAAAAAGACUAUUAACACGAUUCUUCAUCAAUUCCCCACUGUCCUUCCUCCCUCCUAAAAAGCAAGCAUUUCAUUGAAAACAGUGGAAAUUCUGUCGCAGCGAUAACACCCGACAGUUACACGCCAAACUUUUCAUACUUUACCGAACAUUGAAUAUUUUCGAAAUUAUUAUUUAUAUUUGUGACAUUUCCUCUUUUCGUAGUGAUAAUAUUUUUAAAAAUGCUUAUGAAUUUCGGCUAUUUCGCGCAUGGCUAUCAGGGUCUUUGCCAUAGCGGCUAUUGCCCCUAGCUGCUUUGACAACGUUCAAAUGCAUUCGAGUCAUUGAAUUUGAUUUUUCAGCGCGUAUAACCGAACGAUGCUUUGAUUCCCUCGUUUCAUCGAUGCUGGAAGAUUAAAAUGUAGAUCACAGGAACCACCCUCUCGUUUCGUUCCUCUCCCCUUCUCUUUCGCUCUUCUGCCCUCUGUGUGCACUCCAUCUACCCGCAGCUGUUACGACACACGGAACCGUAUCGGCGUUGUUCUGUGAAAUGUAACAUUACUUUCGCCCCGAAUAAUGUUGCGGAUGAAAAAUGUACUUCGACCUCGCUCUGUUUCGGACACGGAUUUAUGUACUUACAUACACCGAGCACCGCGCUCGCCACAUUCGUUAUCCAGGAUCAAACGUUCCGUUUCCACUUUUUUUUUUCGCCUUUCAUGCAUCGUUUCAGACUUAUGUACAGCUUUUGCGAUCGAUAUCGAUGGUUUACGGUGGUUUGCGAACCGAAUUCUAUCUAUUUUAACGAUAUCGCGAUCGAAAUCAAUUAACAAUGUGAAAAUAUCAAGGAUUUGGAUGGAAAAAAGAAGGCUGUAAUUAGCCCGCGGAUAUUUAUGCAAAUUUAUACCUUUACGAGCACAGCUGUGAAAGUAGAACCUGAGCAGAAAUUUGUUUCGCUCGCUUGAUAUCCUAACGGAUCUUCGUAUUUUUAAUAUUCAAUACGUCGUCGUCUACUAUGUGUAUUCCGUGUGUUUCUAUACUUUCACGUUUGUCAUAAAUACAUAAGUAUUCGCAGUCUAUCUACAGCGCAGAGUAGCACUUGAAUUUUUUGAACACCUUUUACUCCAAUUUUCGUUAUGUUAUUGAAACAUCCUUUUUGUUUUUUAAUUAUUCGAUUAUCCGAACAAUAAUAUGAAAUCUAUAUCACAGAGUGGUUUGAAGAUAAGACGAUAAGACGAGCGAUGUAAGCGGCAAAGAAUAAAUCGUUAGAAGAAUUAAAGGGACUGUCUCCGUGAACAGCGUUUAGAAACAUUCGUAGCAACGGAAACAGUUAUUAGAUAGUACGAAACGCGAAAGAAAUCUAAUCCCGCGGAGAUAUUAAGUUCGAGAAAGAUUUAUAAUCUUACGUCGAAAGAUCGAUCAACGAGAUAAGAGGAAAGAUUAGAAAGCAAAAAAAAAAAAAAAAAAGAAAAUGACCGAGAUAUACACAUUUAAUAACGUGCAAUAAAUGAUCAUUUUCUAUAUGAAACGCACGUUAUAAUUUCAGUUUGAAAAAUUCUAUUAUUCGGUUUUUCUGUAAUUAAUUAAUUCGGAUAAUCGAUAAUGUAUUUUCAAGCGUAAUUUCGAUUACCUGAUUUUCCUCGUACAACCCAACCUUCCCCCGUUAAUCGAAUAUCGUCACGAUCAAUCAUCACGUUUAUCUUUCUUGAUAAAUUUCUGAAGACAGUAAAACGUUCACAGGUGAAUAUAGGUUAACCAUAUUUCGAAAUAUUGGUAGCAUACUAACUCUUGGACGCUGUAAUACAUCGAUGGAGAAUGAGGAAUUCAGAAUGAUCGAUUUAGAAUAUAAUUGUCUUCAAGAUUUUCCGUAUUUUUUAGUAUCAUACAUAAAAAAAAUUCAUAGUUAUAACUUUUUAUGGAAAAUCAAUAUUAACAAUUACGUUCCGUACGAUGAUAUUAAAAAAGAUGUGUAAUAUCAUAAUAUAAUAUAUAUGUAUAUAACGAU
Messenger RNA from Bombus pyrosoma, 5241 nucleotides. RefSeq lists its product as uncharacterized. The transcript is spliced from 2 exons. Bases 702 to 1793 code for a protein of 363 amino acids. NCBI's taxonomy places the organism in Eukaryota, Metazoa, Arthropoda, Insecta, Hymenoptera, Apidae. The record is from RefSeq and is a predicted model, not a curated record.